This is a messenger RNA of Mycotypha africana, 1149 nucleotides long. RefSeq lists its product as uncharacterized. The transcript has 2 exons. Lineage: Eukaryota; Fungi; Mucoromycota; Mucoromycetes; Mucorales; Mycotyphaceae. The record is from RefSeq and is a predicted model, not a curated record. The coding region runs from base 41 to 814 and encodes 257 amino acids.
UUUUCUUUUGCAGCUUUUUAUACCCUCUAUUUUACUGUAAAUGUCAACCACAUCUAUUCGUUUUCGCCAUCAUUUAGAGUCUCAAUCCAACGGCCAUAACAAUUACAAAAGUACUGCAUUGACGUCACAUGGUUUAUUUGAUCAAUUAUCCAAUUGGGCUAAUAUGUGGGUCUCAUCAUCGGCUUCUACAGCGAAUCAUCAACUGAAAGUGAGAGAUCCCGAUAUCUACAGCACUAGAAAACAGUACUCUGUUAUUAUACCUCGUAAAAGAAAAAUCAACCAUAAUAUUGAUAUUGACGUUAGUAGAGAAACUGAUGUCCGCACCAGAACAAACUACUAUCAUGCAACAACGAUGCAUCGGCAACAUCGAACACAGGUGCCUAAUACCAAUAAUACAGCUUAUAACAAAUCUGACAUGUUGAGAGUAUAUAAUUGCACAAUCCAGAAGCUUCAAGCACAACAGAGAAAGCGGCAAUAUAAAUCAGCUAGACCAACAUUAAGUAACCUGAUCCAUAUUAGGCACGUUUGGGAUCAAAUAGAGCGGCUAAUAAUCUCCAAAUCAAAUACAAAUGAUGAGUCAGCUACGUCUAAUAUACCAUAUCUUUCACCAGCUAAACGAUUUCCAAUGUAUACUGAUAAAGUCUACCUUCUGACCCAUAAAAAACUGUCAGUUUCAUCCUCAUCUAUAACAGCAACAGCAGUUUCAACAAAGCAGAAAAUUCGUGCAUCUUUUGCUCUAUCUACUCUGGUUUAUACCACGGCGACACAUCAAAAUGAUAUAACGCUCGAGAUUCUAUAUUCAGCAAUAUUAUAAGAACAUGCAUUGCAAGCGAGGUUUGCUUUUCCCUAGGACAACUACUGGAUCGACUCCUAUUGACAAUGUUGAUGAUGAUGACGAUGAUAUUCCGCUUGGAACCUUACAAUAUAUUUGCUAGUAAUUUAAUUAAUGACCAUAUUCAUAGUGUUGCUUGUGGGGUGAGAAGCGAGAACCCGGAUUUAAAGUUACAGGCUUAAUGGCUUUUGCGCCGGCAUCUCCUCUACAACCCGUUUAACCCUAUAUAAGCCCACAUGUCCUAUGUUUCAAUAUAAUUAAUCUACAGAAAUCGCUGGAACGAUUUGAAAAAAUUAUGGGAUACUAAAUGAAUAAAA